CCUGAACCCUAAACAAGAAAAAUUCAUUUGAUCUGAGACUGAGAGCGAGUGAGUUCAGAAAUAGGUUGGAGCCAGAAACUUGUUCGUUCGAUCAAUGGCACUUCGCAAUGCAAUUAAGAACAGUGUUCGUCCUUUCUUAACCAACACCAACAACCUUCCUUCACGCAUUUCCAAAUCGUCUCUCUUCGCCGCCACACUCGCUUCUUCCUCUUACUCCUCUCACCUCUCUUUCCAUCAAUCCCGUUCCCUUUCCUCCGCCUCAGCUUCUCCUGGUUUUAUCUCUGUUAAUUCUGAAGAAGAGUUUAAUAAAAUUCUUACCAAGGUUCAAGAUGACUCGUUGAAUGCGGUUCUCUAUUUCACUGCUGUUUGGUGUGGACCUUGCAGGUUCAUAUCUCCUAUAGUUGGGGAGCUCAGUAAGAAGUACCCUAAUGUGACGACCUAUAAGAUUGACAUUGAUCAGGAAGCAAUUCAAGACACGUUGAGCAGGUUGCAGAUUACAUCUGUGCCAACACUUUAUUUCUUCCAAAAUGGGAAAAAGACCGAUGAACUUAUAGGUGCAGAUGUUGCGCGACUAAAUCAUCUUACGGAGAAACUCUUCAAGAAGGACUGAAUCUGAUCUUGAGCUGGGACUACUGAUGGCUGAUUGAGUACAAAAUGAGAAAACUGCAACUGCUUAGACGUUCUUUAGGCGUCACUAGUUUGAUUGCAAAUGGCAUGACCUAAACUUUGAUGUGUUCUUUAUGGCAUUCAUUUGAUAGUAUUUUUAAAUCUCUAUGAGACAAGAUAAAUAAUUUGCAUACUUGUGUAGGACACGGGAUAUUCGUAAUAUGUUAUUUCUUAUGUACAUACGAAAAGAAUACUAUGAAGUUGAAAAAUCUUGAAACCCACA
This is a messenger RNA of Medicago truncatula (barrel medic), 889 nucleotides long. RefSeq names its product thioredoxin O1, mitochondrial. The coding region runs from base 95 to 610 and encodes 171 amino acids. The transcript is spliced from 6 exons. NCBI's taxonomy places the organism in Eukaryota, Viridiplantae, Streptophyta, Magnoliopsida, Fabales, Fabaceae. The record is from RefSeq and is a predicted model, not a curated record.